CGUGGCGGGGGGACAUUCCCGUUCAGAACAUGGAGGGGGCGGAGGGGCCUCGUCGCGCUCUGGCUCCGUCGAGAUGAGAAUGGUGUGCCACUCGGUAGAGAGCAGCACCGAAAAGGAAGAGAUGAUUGUCGCCCAUGUCACAACCGGAUGUCAGAGUGGUUAUGUUUGUAUGGUUUUCUACAAGAGAGAUGGCCAUGUCAUUGAGCUUCAACAGUCUAAUUCGUUGGCUCGUGUUCCGGAAGAUGCUUGUGACUUUCCAAGUUUCAACAUACUUAAACUGCCUUACAUUACACUCAUCACUGCAAAACCGCAUUUACGCCCUUGUCCGUAUCUGGGCCGUUACAUUGUGACGGGCCUGUCCCAAGGAAGGCAUUUUAGGCCGAGUGGUGGCACCCCUGUUGUCUCUGACACUGAGACAGCUGUAACUCAGUGCAAUGACCUACAGUUCCAGAGCUUGACUGUAGGGUGUUCUGAAGUGAACACCAUGCAGUUUCAUUCUUCUUGCAGUGUUGCUGAAACAUCUACAUACUCUUGUCAUGGAAGUUGGGAAGAUAACGGCACAAACUAUUUAAUUGCAUCUCCAACAAGCCGAAAAUCUGUAGGAGCUCGUCGAUAUUGCUUUAUAUAUAUGGCAACAGAUACCUCAGCUUCUUCUGGUGGGGAAGAUGGAGGAGGAGGCAGUCCCCUGCAGGUCGCAAGUGUUGCAGAGAGCUGUAAGCGAAAUAUUAAUCCAGCAUCCUCAGCUGAAUGGGCCUUCAACCUCACUCUAAAUGGACAGUGCGAUGAAAAAUCACUCGCAGCUGGCACAGCAACAUCGCUACUUCCUAUUGUAGUAUUUGUAGGAAUUUUCAUGAUCAUGCUCAACUCCAGAUGAUGCUAGAUUUGGUACAUAACCAUUCAGUAUUCUAAUUUUUAGGGAAAGUUUAAAUUUUGUAACAAAAAUGCUGAAAUAUUGGACAAAUUUAUUCCAAAAUGGAAGUGAUAAAAUACUGACUGUAUUGCUGUAAGAAGUGGAAAACUAAAAGAGUUAGUGCCUACCUUGUGAAUUUAUGACUGAGAUCGAAAUUCUUAGCUUAUAUCUGGUUUGUUUGCAUGCAGGGUUCUUGGAUAUGAACGGAUAAGAACUGAGGUUCCAAUCAGUUUAAUUUUGCCCAUGAAAAGUUACGUAAAGGAACAACAUAUCUGUCUUCAAAGAAAAUCUUCUUGAAGUUAAAAUCAUAACAAACUUAGAUAAAACAUUUAAAGGAGACCUGGAUGAACUUUGGUAUUUUUAAUUAUGGUUGCUUAGAUAAUUUUUGGGCGUAGCAUAGUGUUAUGAUGCUUAGCGCUGACAGUGGGAUACUGGAAAGGUGUGAAUUUGAAUAAAAUAACUAUGAUAAAGGCCUACAAGAUGAUGUCCUGACAAUUUCCUGCAGGGACUGAGGGAAAUCAUGAAAGCCUACUCAGGAAACCUAUCUCAGGACUUAUCUACUAACCUCCUGAAUGCAAUGAGAGAUGCUAGUCCUAAACCAUAAAUUUUAGUUCUGACUGAUGAAUAAAUAUUCACUUCACAAUUUAUUCCAUACUUUGAGAGCUGAUUAAAGCAUCUGUAUGUUAGAUUAAUGAAUGUAGGUGUUUAACUGUGAUUUUUAAACUAAAAUUAGGUUCUACAUUAUUUCAUUCACCAAGUUGUGUAUUGGUGUACAUUUUUGUUUAAAAUGUUAUCUUUCAAAACUGUAACUAUCUGUUUGUGGAUUUACAUAUGCAACAUACAAGUUCACUAAAAAUUGAUAACGAUUUUUGUUCUAAUUAGAACAUAUUUACCAGAGUUCAAAUAAUGUUUGACUAAAAAAUUUUGUUCUUAUGCAUUCCAGGUUUUCUGCAAAUUUUGACAUACAGGUGUUAAUUUUUCACUAAAUGCUUAGAAAUGGUCAUAUUCUAAGACAAUGAAUUGAGUGAACUGUACAUUUGAGAACUGGUGAAAGGUAGGUUUUAUCAGUUUCUUAGGUAAAUGCCAAGUCUGAGACUUGAACUCAAAAUGUAGAGUGGAAGACAGCUGUCUUGAUAAAGUAAAAGAAAUCCUUAUGAGUAGUAAUUCUCUACAGAGCAUUAACUUUUAUAUAAAUUGAAUGAUAAUAGUUAUUCAAAAAAAGACGAGCUCAGCGUUUUUUAUUAUGGAGCAUAUAUUAUUAGAUACAAAUACAGAACAACAGCUAAAAUAAUAGCUCUUAAGGUUUGAAGUGUUUGAGGAAAUUUUGUCUCCAUGACCUGUUUCAAAAGGAGUAAUUUUUAUCACCUAUAACAAACAGAUACUAUUAACCUGUCUUAGUACUUUGCACACCUGUAAGCUACUAUAUGAAUUUUGAAAUAAAUUAUCACUGCAAAACAAACUGAUUGGACCCUUGGUUAUAAAAUAUGACAGAUAUAUUAUUGCAGAGAUUUGAAACAAUGUAGAAGUGACACAUGUAAUGGGUUCUGUCCAGAAUCCAAGUGAAUAUUUUUAUACGGGAAUAAACAUAGCCUGUAGGUAAAACUAAUUGGCCAAAAAAGUAAUUAGUUUCCAGUUGAGUAAAUAUAGAGCCUAUUAAUAAUAUUAAUUACACAUACUCUCAAAACACAGUCAUCUUAAUUGAAGAUUAGUGGGCGGUGCUAAAGUUAUAAGAUACAUAAAUUAUACAACAUUGUAUUUAGUCGAUAACAGAUGGUAUCUAAAUAAAAAGUAAUUUAUGGUAAGGUUUUAUUUCGCCUUGUGAAUUGUUGCAUCACAUUUAUACAUGUAUUUAAAGAAGGCUGAAUUUAUAUUAAUUUUUAAUUUAAAUGACAACUACAUGAAUAAAUUUUCAGUCAUUGCAUGUAUCAGUGGUGUUCGCUGUAUGGCUAUAAUUGCGUAAUGACUGAAAAAUCUUUGUUAUGUUCACAUUUUUAGCAGAAAUUGAGAAAAUUGGACAGUGAGGGACUUAAUAGCUCUUGUAGCUACUAAUAUUAGGCUGUCACGAGAUAAAGAAAAGAUGUAAGAGAUUCAGAAUCAAACCUGUGGUUGUGAGGUUUAUGCCCUUGAGUAAAUGAGCUACUGAAGUAAAUUGCAGCAUAGAUGGCAGUUCCUCAUGACGAGAAUAAAAGCUUAACUUCACUGAUAAACUUACGGUAGAAAUUUUAAUCUUGAAAAUCCUGACAAGGCAAUUGAUUCAUAGAUACGAUAUUAUAAAUUCCUUGUCCAGACUACUUAUAUUCAUUCCUAGUUGAGUGUCGGCAUUUGAAACUGUUUAAAAUAUUAUGUCUGUCAAAUUAUAACAGAGGGAAAGGUAUGAGGUUUGCAGUUUUAUAUGGAAAACUACUUCAAAAAUUACAAACUGUAUGUAAUAUUUUAAGUUUCUCUACAAAGUGAUCCAGAAAGUUGUUCCCAGAAAUAAUUUGUUCCACCAUCAUCACAGAAAUUUAAGACAUGGAAACUUAACUUUUUUCAGUCUUAUGAAUUUAUCUUUACUAGCAGAUUAUGAAAAGUCUAACAACGGGGAAGUGUAAACAAUGUCAACUACUUUAUACCCCAUGUAGGUAAGAUGAACAUGUUAAGGAGAACACAUCUUUCUUGUGAUGCCUUCAACUUGAAAGAGAAAUAUCAUUACGAUAGUGCAUCUCCAUUCUGGUUCAUUGUUAUUUAUAAUUACUCUCAUAUACCACUAGCUGUAACUUAUAUGACGGAUGAUGACCAUCUAAAUGCCAGAAAAUAAAACAUAAAAUGGUGUUGUUAUGCAUGCUUUCCUUGUCAAACCAUUACUACAUAAAAUCUUUCAAAACAUGUAAUUACAGUCCUCCCCCACAAGAGAACUUCCAUAUGUGUGAUUCAUCAAAUGAUGUUUAAUGUCCCUUUUGAUAUUACAAGUGAAGUUAAACUUCACUGUCAAAGUGUUAGUACUGUUACGUGCAUGCAUUCAUGUGCAGAUAUGUGGUAAAAGUAUUUGUCUGAAGUUUAAUUUAAGAAAAUGUGGACAUGCUGGAAAGUGCACUAAACUGCCGUCAAGUGCGGAGUAUGUGAUGCUCUGACUUGCACUCCUCACUCUUUUGUAAGGUCUAGAAAUGCUGUUAUUCUGCCAGAAGUCUUAAUUAUGGUUCUCAGUUAAUUCUGUUGUCACAUUGCACAGAUACAUUCAUGUGAUUACUUGUGUGUGCUUGCGCACACACAGAGAAUAACACAUUUUACUUUUUCAACAUGUUCAUUUUCCCUUAAGGAAAGGAGUUGCCCAGUUAAAUCAGUGAGCAGAUAUCGAAUAUUAAAAUCUAUGACAAGAAGAAAUUGCUAUAUUUUGCAGAGGGCUCAUUUAAGGAAGGAAUUGGACAGAUAUGGCCUUAUUUAUGGUAUGAUGAUCUUAAUUUUUUCCUUGAUACUACUUAGUGAAUUUAAAAAAACAUAAAUAAAAAAUGAACAACAUUGCUUAACUUUAGUCUGUACCUCUAAAAUUCAAAGUAAAACUGGGCUACAGUAUUUGGUAUGAAACAGAUUGUCUGUCGCUGUCAGUUAUCUUGACGUGACUGUUGUAUUAACAGUACAUUGUAAAAUUCAGUCUAAAAGUGAAGGAUUCAA
Messenger RNA from Zootermopsis nevadensis, 4558 nucleotides. RefSeq lists its product as uncharacterized. The record is from RefSeq and is a predicted model, not a curated record. Gene Ontology annotation, biological process: autophagosome-lysosome fusion. NCBI's taxonomy places the organism in Eukaryota, Metazoa, Arthropoda, Insecta, Blattodea, Termopsidae.